CAAUCACUUCUCUAGCUUUCCACAGAAAGCGUGAUGUCUGGAAGAGGUAAAGGAGGCAAAGGCCUGGGGAAAGGCGGAGCGAAGCGGCACCGCAAAGUGCUCCGUGAUAACAUCCAGGGCAUCACGAAGCCAGCCAUCCGGCGCCUGGCUCGCCGUGGCGGGGUCAAGCGCAUCUCGGGCUUGAUCUACGAGGAGACCCGCGGGGUGUUGAAGGUUUUCCUGGAGAAUGUGAUCAGGGAUGCGGUCACCUACACUGAGCACGCCAAGCGCAAGACGGUCACCGCCAUGGAUGUGGUGUACGCUCUGAAACGCCAGGGCCGCACUCUCUAUGGUUUCGGCGGCUGA
Hemiscyllium ocellatum (epaulette shark) is the source of this 345-nucleotide messenger RNA. RefSeq names its product histone H4. Gene Ontology annotation, biological process: nucleosome assembly. Gene Ontology annotation, cellular component: nucleosome. The record is from RefSeq and is a predicted model, not a curated record. Gene Ontology annotation, molecular function: protein heterodimerization activity; DNA binding; structural constituent of chromatin. The coding region runs from base 34 to 345 and encodes 103 amino acids. The transcript is spliced from 2 exons. Lineage: Eukaryota; Metazoa; Chordata; Chondrichthyes; Orectolobiformes; Hemiscylliidae.